UAUCAUCCUGAAUUUACAGACGUGAAAACCAAGACUUGGACUGGUUGCAUAGGUUUGCCCAGCCUUACCUCGGCUAAAGUUGCCUCCAAGCAACCAGUUUGCAAGCACCCCGGUGCACGCCACGAGUCCUGGUAGGCCAAAAACUACAAUUCCCGUGGUGCUGUGCGGCACCAUCGCGGGAGUUUUCUUAAACGCGGCGGCGGGAAUAAGGCCCCUGCAGCAGGCUGGGCGGUUAACAGGGCCGGCCAGAGGACAGAUGGCGUCCCGCAGCCGUAAUCGAGAACCUACGCCGCGUACGCUGCUGCGGCGCGUGCUGGAUACCGCAGAUCCGCGCACCCCGCGGCGACCCCGGAGUGCUCGAGCUGGUGCCCAGAGAUCCCUGCUUGAAACUCCUUCCUCCAGGAGGCUGAGCAGCCAAACAAAGACCACUGCCAGAAGGCGUUCCUAUGGAGCCAAGUCUGUUGGCAGAUUGCCCCAUGCUCCAACCAGUGAGCACCUGGAGGAGCAGACACCUCGGACUCUGCUGAAUAACAUCCUACUAACUGCCCCAGAAUCUUCCAUCCUGAUGCCAGAGUCAGUGGCAAAGCCAGUGCCAGAGGCACAAGUUACCCAGCCUUCCAGACGGAAAAGCAGUCAGGGCAGCUUGGAAUUGCACCUUCCUGAGCCUGAGCCCCUCUUGCCCCUGCCUCAAGGUUUGCUGGCCCCUGGUAAGAGGAAGCAGAGGCUGAGACUAUCCGUAUUUCAGCAGGGAGUGGACCAGGGGCUACCUCUCUCCCAAGAGCCUCGUGGGAAUCCUGAUGCCUCAUCCCUUGCCAGCUCCCUCAACCUGACCUUUGCCACACCUCUCCAGCCACAGUCAGUGCAGAGGCCUGGUUUGGCUCGCAGACCUCCCAAUCACCGAACUGUAGAUGUGGUUGCCUUUUUGCAGGAUCUGCGUGACACUAACUUGGCUCCUCCAAACAUUGUGUUGGAGGACACCCAGCCCUUCUCUCAGCUUUUGGCUGGCUGCUCCCCCAGUAUGCGUGGCUCCCUGCCUCUCCCCUCUCAUAUGGGGGCUGAAGAUGCUGAACAGGUUGCCAGUCCCAGGACAUGGAGCAGUGGGUCUGGGCUGCAGAACAACAGCCCUGAGAAAUCAGCUCAGUUUCCAGCAAAAAAGGCAGAGGAGGUCAGUGCCCUUGCUCUGGGCUUCCCGAACACCAGCAAUAUUAUCUCUGGAGAUGGAGUAGAGCCCUUAAAGGAUGGAGUUGUAGAGGCGGCAGAGAAAAGGAUAGAAGAAGAAGGCUUGAGAAUGAGUGAAGUGAAGGAAACAACAGGAUCACAAGGACCUUUCAGGGCAGAACAGCCUGAAGGACAUACAGAGGUGAUAGAAGCAGAGGGAUUCCAGGAGGUUGUUGAGGCUGAGAAGCCAGAAGAAUCUAAAGGGGAUGAGGACACCUCUGGUAGGACAGCAUGUCCAGAGUUGGCCUCCAACACCCCACUGUUUCUACAGACCAAGCAACUUCAUCAGUUUCUUGAACUAGCCCCCUCACCAGCUUACCUUCAGAGCCCCUGGAGCCUCAGUUUGCCAGGCAUCCCCCUAGGCCCCGAACCACUGGCCCCAGGCCCCGUCAAGAUCCCUAUAAGACUGGACUGAGCCACUACAUGAAACUCUUCAGCUUCUAUGCUAAGAUGCCCAUGGAGAAGAAGGCUCUUGAGAUGGUAGAGAAGUGGUGAGUCCUGGACACCUGGGGUGGGGAGAAGAGCCCCAUAGGUCAUGAACAGACUAUUGAGUCUGCCUAUCCCAACCUUGGCAGCCUAGAUAAGUUUUUCCAGCAUCUUUGUGAUGAUCUGGAGGUAUUUGCUGCCCAUGCUGGCCGCAGGACUGUAAAACCAGAGGACCUGGAACUGCUGAUGCGACGGUGAGAGGGCAGGAGGGGGAGGUUCUAGGUGUGAGUGUGCUGGUGCCAAUUUCAUCUGUCCCUUUUCUUCCUCUGCUGCAGGCAGGGCCUGGUCACCGAUCAAGUCUCACUGCACGUGCUUGUGGAGCGGCAUCUACCCCUGGAGUACAGGCAGCUGCUCAUCCCUUGUGCAUUCAGUGGCAACUCUGUCUUCCCUGCCCAGUAGUGGCCAGGCCUCAGCACUUGCCCUAUCCCCACCUGAGGCCCCUUGGUGUUACUUACUCCUCUAGGUCUUUUCCUUACUCCCCAGCAUCAAUAAAGUAUUACAA
Molecule: messenger RNA, 2206 nt
Organism: Nycticebus coucang (slow loris)
Lineage: Eukaryota; Metazoa; Chordata; Mammalia; Primates; Lorisidae
Gene: CENPT
Product: centromere protein T
Exons: 11
Coding region: 257-1633 (458 amino acids)
Biological process (GO): chromosome segregation; kinetochore assembly; mitotic cell cycle
Cellular component (GO): kinetochore
Molecular function (GO): DNA binding; protein heterodimerization activity
Source: RefSeq, a predicted model, not a curated record